CAAAUAAGCAAGACACUUGACUAGUAGUGACUUAGAACCACGCACCAUUUUCUUCCUGGAUUCUUGGCUUGCUCAGUGGCUGGACCAGUGAACACCGACGGCUAGUCCAGAACCUUGAGUGACAAACCAAGUUUUUCUUAGCGGCGAUCAUUCCACCGUGGUUGCCAUGUGUUUUUCCCUCGCUGAAAAGUCAAAAUACUCUUCUUUCUGUCGUCAUUCCCGACUCACGAAGCUUUACUCUUCCUUUCCCUGACUGGUUGGGAGCAAGGGAUAGAGAGAAGUAUUGAGCGAGAUGUAUGGGAAAAACUACCAAAAGAACAGUGCCCAAAGGUUACCUUACUAAGCUCCUUUAGUCAGUAUAUGCGACGCUAUAUUAUCCCAGGGUAUUUUAUCACCUUCCAGGGAGACUGCCCCGGUCGCUAAUGCAUAGAUUCGGCGUGUGCGGAGCUGUCAUGACACGGUACAUACAAGGUAUGUAUGACUUUGUAUGAUCUAUACAUAGUAUUACCCGCCUUGUGCAUGAUAUGUAUGUAUGCAUACCAACCAACAUCAAGUGGACAAUAAUCCACAGAAACGGCGGUUAGCAUCAACCAUCCGGUACCUUGAGCGUAUAUUUCAGCAUCAGGGAACCUCUAAGCAAGACCCUAACCAGACGCCCAGCCCGAAUCCCAUCAGGGAAAAUGAUCUGACAAGAGCAUAUUUCUGAAUGACCAGUGCUGACCGGGCACUCCGUUUCUGCAAGGAGGUACCGGUUACUUUUUUUUCCCACUCAUCCAAGUGCCACCGAGUACAGUACUGUAACGGUAGUUCGCAGCCCAUGGGACCCCUGAGGACGAUCGUUCAGUGCGGCCACGUGAAAGCAGUCUGUAUCGAGAUCGUGGCCGACCGAGGAGGUCGAGGACUAAGUACUAUGAAUGGGCUUGUUCCUCUUUUAGUUUUAUUUUUUUUGUCCCUUAACCCUCCCAGUGCGUAUUGUCAUUCUUAUCAUUCUGUAAUUUUUAUUUUCUCUAUUCCCCAACUUUGUCCAACCUGCGAUGACCAGUCACUUAAAAAGUCAUACAAAUACCGUGAUAAAUUUAUCUUUUUCUCCUCUUACUAUCAACUGCUCAUUGAUAUCUAUAAUAUUAUCCUGCAAGGUCGGAAUAAAUAGGACAAAUUAGGCCCUGUUUCUUAACCCUUUCAUAAUCUAGAUCGAGUACGGACCAACAUGGAUACGAUCGACUCGUAUUUUAUCGUGUACAUCUGCGGAGCUUAACAAUAAUAAUAGUACUUAAUUAAUUAAGGUAUGAUCCAAUCGCACACCCCAUGGCAAUGAUCGAUCAUCGUGUUGUAUGAUUCCAUGCGACUGAGACAAACACGCUACCGGGAAAAAGUAGAACGAGUUUCAAAUUCCAAUGACGCGGAGAUCUC
This is a messenger RNA of Aspergillus pseudotamarii, 1410 nucleotides long. RefSeq lists its product as uncharacterized. The record is from RefSeq and is a predicted model, not a curated record. The transcript has 2 exons. NCBI's taxonomy places the organism in Eukaryota, Fungi, Ascomycota, Eurotiomycetes, Eurotiales, Aspergillaceae. Bases 707 to 1150 code for a protein of 147 amino acids.